Molecule: messenger RNA, 5535 nt
Organism: Solea solea (common sole)
Lineage: Eukaryota; Metazoa; Chordata; Actinopteri; Pleuronectiformes; Soleidae
Gene: cdh11
Product: cadherin 11, type 2, OB-cadherin (osteoblast)
Exons: 17
Coding region: 945-3392 (815 amino acids)
Biological process (GO): adherens junction organization; homophilic cell-cell adhesion; cell morphogenesis
Cellular component (GO): plasma membrane; adherens junction; catenin complex
Molecular function (GO): calcium ion binding; cadherin binding
Source: RefSeq, a predicted model, not a curated record
UCACACCAUUUCCGAGGCUCUUGGAAGGAGGACGGAUAAACUGCGUCGACGGUACCGGAUUUGAUAGGAGGGAGGAAUGCUACGGUGAUUUCCCUCUCUUCUCUCCCGACACCCACCCACCCAACACCUCCUCCUCCUCCUCCUCACCAGCAUCACUCCUCUUCAUCGCGUCAAUCUCGGAGCCUAAUCAAGACGCACGGCUGCUCAGUUUAUCCUUUACCUUAUCUUUUUAUUCAUUCUUGAGUCCCGCUUACUUGGUUUGGGUAUAUUUUUUUUGCCUCUGCGCUCCGGCGGAUAAAAAAGGAAAAGAGAACAUUUUGGAAGUGGAACCGACUUGGCUCUACUUAAUUUCGUUACCCGGUCUUCUAAGCGCACACAAACAGAACCAAAGUGGGGUUUCAAUCAGUGGACGUGUUGGACAUUUGAUCUAAGAAGCAAAAGUGAGCGUUGUCUACUGGCUUGUAUGUAUUGUGGAAAUUUCCCUGGACAGACUGAGUCUCUCAAUAUCAAGAUGUGUACAUUGGCCUUCUCCGGCUCCUAAUUUGAUGCGUUUUCCAUGGCUGGGGCCCCCUUCAGUGUGCAUGAGCUUAUGUGUGGUUUUGGCAAAAAGCAGUCUGUCACUGUGCAGAAGAGAAAACUGCCAUUGCAGCAACACCGGGUAUGAGCUAAAGGCUUGAUGACUGGACAAUAGCAGGAAUGAACAAAUUGCAUUAGUGAAGAACAAGGACACAAACGAGGCGAACAAAGGCAGCGGUGUGAAAGCUGGUGAUGAGAAUCCACAUCAACAGUCGCCAUCUCAACUAAUGAACUAGAUAUUCAUCAGAAGCAUUUUGUUUGCAAAAACUGAAUAUCACCUCAGUGGGAGCAGAGCUCCACUGAGUGGAAGCAGAGUGCCAGGGUUUUAGAGUGAAGAGUUGCUUGUGUUGGACAAGAAACCAGUGCUGAUGAUGAAGCGGCAGGGCCUUGGACUGCUGAGAGCCCUCCUGGUUUUGGUGGGAGUAUCUGCUCUCUGUAGUGUCGCAUUAGGAACCCGGAGAGGAAAUGCUUCUUUGGAUCAAAGGAGCAACAAACACAGACAUGCAGGUCACCUGUCAAUGCGUAGACACAAACAGAGGAUGGGGAAGGAAGGGCAGGUACUGCAUAGGUCCAAACGUGGAUGGGUCUGGAAUCAGUUCUUCGUCAUUGAGGAGUACACUGGACCUGACCCAGUUCUGGUGGGCAGGCUCCACUCAGACGUAGACUCGGGGGAUGGAAACAUCAAGUACAUCCUUUCGGGCGAAGGCGCGGGAACAAUCUUUGUUAUCGAUGACAAGACGGGCAACAUCCAUGCCACAAAAACCCUGGACCGUGAAGAGCAGGCCCAGUACACCUUAACAGCCCAGGCAGUAGCAAGAGAGAAUAAUCGGCCCCUGGAGCCUCCGUCAGAGUUCAUCGUGAAAGUUCAGGACAUUAACGAUAAUCCUCCUGAGUUUCUGCAUGGGCCGUACUAUGCCAGGGUGCCUGAGAUGUCCAAUGUUGGUACCUCAGUGAUGCAGGUGACAGCCACAGAUGCUGAUGACCCCACCUACGGCAACAGUGCCAGGCUCGUGUACAGCAUACUGAAAGGACAACCGUAUUUCUCUGUGGAUCCUCAGACAGGUACAAUCCGUACUGCUUUGCCAAACAUGGACCGCGAGGCUCGUCAGGAGUAUGACGUCGUCAUCCAGGCCAAAGACAUGGGUGGUCACAUGGGCGGGCUGUCGGGGACCACUGAGGUUAAAAUCUCGCUCACAGACGUGAACGACAACCCACCAAAGUUUCCACACAGUGUUUACCCCAUGUCUGUGUCAGAGGAUAAAGUGCCAGGUGAGGAGGUGGGUCGGAUAAAAGCUAAAGACCCCGACCUUGGGGACAACGGAAUGGUGAACUACCGCUUAAUAGAUGGAGAUGGGAUUAACAUGUUUGAACUGACCACCGACUCCGAGACCAGAGAGGCUGUUAUUAAACUGAAGAAGCCAGUGGACUUUGAAACUAAAAGGUCAUAUACAUUGAAGGUGGAGGGAUCCAACCCUCAUAUUGACCCUCAGUUCCUUGCUUGGGGGCCCUAUAAGGAUGAAGCCACAAUAAAGAUAUCAGUGGAGGAUGCAGACGAGCCUCCUGUGUUUGUUGCUCCCAGUUACAUGUUUGAGGUGGAAGAGAACGCGCCUGAAGGCACCCUGGUGGGACGAGUCCACGCCAAAGAUACCGAUGUUGCCAACAAUCCUGUCAGAUACAUGAUCCCGCGAUACACAGAUGUUGAGCAGUUCUUCAGCAUAAACUCAGAGGAUGGAAUGAUUAUCACGACGAGACCGCUGGACAGAGAAGCACAAGCCUGGCAUAAUAUAUCUGUGUCAGCCACAGAGAUAGGGGGCCACCACCAAGACACCAAAGUGCGCGUUAACAUCAAAGUGAAAGACAUGAAUGACAAUCCCCCAGAGUUUGCCACAAACAACGAAGUCCUUAUGUGUGAAACGGUCGUGCCAGGCAAGAUCAUUGAAACAGUAAGCGCCGUGGACAAAGAUGAGAUGGCUCACAGACAACACUUCACAUUCACCCUGGCUCCAGAAGUUGCCCACAACAACAACUUCUCUCUCAAAGACAAUCGAGACAGCACAGCCAGUAUUUAUGUGCUCCGUAAAGGAUUCAGCCGUCUGACCCAGGAUGUUUACUACAUUCCCAUUGAGAUAAACGACAAUGGCUUCCCUGCUCUGAGCAGCACCAACACCUUGACCAUCAGAGUGUGCUCCUGCGACAGCAAAGACACCAUCCUUUCCUGUAAUGUGGAGCCCUAUGUGCUACCUGCUGGUCUCAGCACUGGGGCACUGAUAGCUAUACUGGCCUGUAUAGUCAUCCUGUUGGCGAUUGUUGUGUUGUUCGUUGCACUGAGGCGUCAGAAGAAGGAGCCAUUGAUCGUGUUUGAGGAGGAGGACAUCAGGGAGAAUAUCAUCACUUAUGAUGAUGAGGGAGGUGGUGAGGAGGACACUGAGGCUUUCGACAUUGCUACUCUGCAGAAUCCAGAUGGUGCUAAUGGUUUCUUGCCAAGGAAGGACAUCAAACCAGAGCUUCAAUUUCCCAUCAGGCCCGGUCUUGGCCGUCCUGCAGCCAACAGUGUCGAUGUUGAUGACUUCAUCAAAACUCGAAUUGCAGAGGCGGACUGCGACCCAACUGCACCUCCCUAUGACUCCAUUCAGAUCUACGGCUAUGAAGGCAGAGGAUCAUUGGCUGGUUCAUUGAGUUCCCUCGAGUCUGUAACAACAGAGUCUGACUUGGAUUAUGACUAUCUACAGAGUUGGGGGCCGAGGUUUAAGAAGCUGGCAGAUUUGUACGGGACCAAAGACUGCUCCUUUGAUGGUGAUGACGGAGAUGACUCUUAACAGUGGUCUAACUGAGUGGACGCCCCCGAUUGCUGAUUUACUGAUUCCAUGUGGAUUUGUUAACUGAGGCUUAACAUUUCCCAGAUCCCAAUUCUUACCAACUACCAACUGACCAGUUCAUGCCAAUUUGUCAAUGGAUCGUAACAGCUCUUCCUUUGCCUGGCACCUCACUGGUCCUUGAAGACAAUUUGUUGAUGAACAAAUCAUAAACACUUGGACUUAAACCACUCCCAGUUUUUCCCCAAACUUCUCCCUACCCUCUAUAUCUUGUUCCUUCUCUCAAUUUCUACAGACUUGAGCAUUGUAGGGCUGGGAGACGUGUUUUGUCACCAUUUGUCUGUUUGUAAGUAAAUUGCUGGGAGGAAAAAAAAAUGUUGCUGUAUGAUCAAAAUGACUUGCUUAUAGCAAAACGUUAAGUUUAUUUGACUUCCUAUGUACCUUUGUGGGCUGGAUUCACCUCUUUCCUCAGUUGCCCCUGAGAGAGACGUUAUUCCCAUAGCAGGUUCUCGCGUGGCCUUAGCGGGUCACAUAGUAGCUCUCUUUUUGAUGUAUGUAAAAGACAAACAAGAGCGUGUUAUAAGUAAAUCAACAGGAAAUUUAGUCUAGGAUCCAGCAAAUUAUUGACUAAAUGAAAAGUCAUUGACGGGAAAUGUGUGUUAGUAGGCUCAAGCAGUCAAAACAUUUUUCUUUUCUUCAAAUUUGUUGUGUGUGCAAAUUAUAGCAGUAACUGAUUCAAUUGGCAUGAAAGACUCUGGGUUGUUGAUACUGGGAAGAUGCUCACAGCAGCUUCACAGUAUGGUGGCCUUAUAAUAAAUAAACAACAACUCCGGGGGGAAACAUAAUAGGAGGAGACAAUAAAGACCACUAGUUUCUGUAGCGACACACAGACAAACAAUAACUACUCAACUACAAUUUUUAUUCCCAAAAAGAGACAAACAUGGUAUGAUUUUAACACUGUAGAUGAUGAUUUGUUUUCAUUCUUUACUGCAGUGAAGACAUGGCGCCCGCUCCCCAUACAUGCCCUUAUGUUCCCAUUCCUCCCAUCAACAAUCACGUCCCAUACCAAGUCCACCAAUGAAUGAUCACAUACUCAUUCGGAGUCCACCAACGUUCAAUCACAAUGAGUAAAAACCUGUGAGCUCUAAAAAUCGCCUUAAACUUAAUGGACACUCUUGCAGCGCAGUGCAUUUCUGUUUUUCUUUCCUCUUUUUGUAUCUUGAAAAGUAUAUUCAGAAAGCAAACUAUUCUCCAUGUUAGAUAUGUACAGAGCAAUGUGCAGACAUGUGAUAAAUCAUUUUUAGGAUCCAACUUGCGCCUCAUGCAGUCUUAAAAUAGAAUGUACUGUUUCUGCCUGCAUGCUAAAAUGUAGUCUGGGAAAAUGUGCAUUGUGUUUAUUUUCCCAGCACCAGCUAUGUUGGCUGCGACAUCUGUUGUAUCAACACGUGUUGCUUUUUCAACAUAAAAUGUGUGCAUCGGAAAUUAACACAAGUGUGUUUUCUGAGCCACAUACGAAGGCGGCUGAAACCAGAACAUCCUUUUUUACGCAUGCAGGUUCUUGUUCAAUCUCUUUUUUUUUUUAAUGUUAUUAUAUUAUUAUGGUUAUUAUUGUUUUUUUAUAUUAUUAUUAUUAUCAUUAUUAUGAGAACAUUUUUUUCUUUCUUUGGCUGCAGCUACACAGGAACAAAUUCAUGUUUAACUUUUUGCAGGUCAGAUUUAAAGUUGUCCCAACUGUCUUUGAAAUCUGCUGCCAAAAGUUAAAUCUCAGCUUUGGUUGAUGCUUGUGUGAAUACAACUCUUUUCUUAGUUUUCCAUUUGUUUUCCAUUAUGUUGCAUUUUGUCAUUCUUUAUCCCUGUUCAAGAGGAAAACUAGCAAUCUGUGUUUGUUGCAGCAAGAGAACGCCUCGUUUUUAUUCUCUGUCAAGUUUUAUGGUACCAAUUUGUACAAUUUUAAAAGUUCUUAUUUUAGUAUACAUGCAGAAUAUUCCAAUAUUACAACAAAAACAUGUUAAGAUGAUAAGAUAAAAAAAAUGUUACAACAUCACACUUAUAUUUUCUGAACAUUGUACUGUUGCUUUACUAUGUGCUUCAAUCUCCGAAGCGAAAAAAAAAACUUUGAAAUAAAUGCUCUUUUUAUAAAAUGAGA